This is a messenger RNA of Macroventuria anomochaeta, 1440 nucleotides long. Its product is annotated as HCP-like protein. NCBI's taxonomy places the organism in Eukaryota, Fungi, Ascomycota, Dothideomycetes, Pleosporales, Didymellaceae. The record is from RefSeq and is a predicted model, not a curated record. The transcript is spliced from 3 exons. Gene Ontology annotation, molecular function: protein binding. Bases 192 to 1328 code for a protein of 378 amino acids.
GUUGCUGAGAAGCUGCGCCGAUACAAGACUACUCUAAGAGUACAAUAAGAAUCCCCAGACAUCUGGGACCGCAGUAAAAUUGCAGUUGCAACCGCAAUAACAGCACCCCUCACCUGACCCAUAUACCCCUUGAACGCGCCCGCUUGCGACGCGCCCGCUCGCGACGCGCCCAGCCCGAUUGCUCAGCAACCAUGCAACUCAAAGAUCUCCUUAAGAAGAAAGAUAAAAUAAAAGAUGAGGGCGCGUCAGGGACGCCUGAGAAGGGUCCGACACUGAGCCCUGAUGUACCGGAAUUCCAGUUCUUUCGCACCACGACCAGCACCCACGAGGCUAUCGAACCACCCUCAUUCCCCGGCGACCCUACGCGCUCUGAAGCACCCCUCUUAAGCCCCAAAGACACAAGAGGGUUUGGCAGGUUCAGACGGCACUCGAAUGUCAGCAGCACAGGUUCGCAAGAGAGCAAUGGAAGGGCUAGUGAGGAUGGGACAGGGAGGCCAAGAAGUGGCACAUUGAGCGAGCGGUUGCAUUUCGGGCGAAACAAGAGUGCAAGUAGUGUCAACGUGCCGGACAACCUGCCAGACGUGGGAGGUGCAGUGGUAGCACGCAACGAGGAAGAUGAAGCGAAAUGGGAGAAGAGAGCUACGGUGCUGGUUCAAGGAGGACCACUCGGGCAGAGCGCGCCGCCGACACCCACGAUCGAGAUAAACGAUGUGAUGGCGAACAUGGGCAUGGCGCCUGCUGGGAGAUCGGGCGUGCAGAGACAGCCCAGCACUAGCGCGCUGGCGGACGAGGAGAAUAUCCAGAAGGCGAUCAGGUUGCAUGAGAAUGGUAAUCUUGAGGCGAGUACGGCGCUGUUUGGGAGAUUGGCGGAUCCGAGCGGUGCGAACAAUGCUCUCGCUCAGGUCUUGUAUGGGCUUGCGCUACGACAUGCUUGGGGCAUUGAUGCGAAUCAAGAGCAAGCAGUGCACUAUCUGUCACUUGCGGCAUCCAACAGCGCUGAAGUUGAGAAACUUGCGCUUGGUGCUGGCAUGAAGAAAGGCGGUGCUGCGAAGGGCGAGCUGGUGCUUGCUAUGUACGAGUUGGCGAACUGCUUUCGCAAUGGCUGGGGUAUCAAGAAAGAUCCGGCUGCGGCAAAGCAGUACUACGAGACGGCUGCCAAUCUAGGGGACGCAGAUGCGAUGAACGAGGUUGCCUGGUGCUAUACCGAAGGGUUUGGCACGAAGAAGGACAAGUUCAAAGCGGCUCAGUUCCUGCGCCUCGCGGAAUCGAAAGGAAACAAGACGUUAGGGAAUACUUGGAUCUGGAAGCCAAAGUACGAUCCCAAGUAGUGUUUUUGAGAUAGCACGACGAGGAGAGACCCCACCAGCAAACAACUGAGUGUUGGUUACCGCUACUUCUGAGGGUUGCACAUCAAUAACAUUCAUGAAUUCAAGAUCUGGC